Molecule: messenger RNA, 862 nt
Organism: Caenorhabditis elegans
Lineage: Eukaryota; Metazoa; Nematoda; Chromadorea; Rhabditida; Rhabditidae
Source: the annotation of a RefSeq genome assembly
AUGAAAGCAGUAACUGCUAUCAAUAGUGCAAAUUUAAUACGAAUGGAGGAUAGCUGGAGAAUAAAUGAAUCGGUUCCAAACGGAUUUCUUAAAAUAGCGAUUAGUUUUGAGUUAAAAGGACGGUCAGUGUUCGAAGUGAUGGAUUCCACGAAAGGAAAAAUGCCGGCGGGAAGCGAAAUUUCAUUUGAAAUUAACGCGAUUCGAGUUAUGGGAAAACAGUUGCUGGAGGCGAUGGAGAAGCUGGAAUCUGUGAAAAUUGUGCACUUGGACCUGAAGCCCGAAAACAUUUGCUUCUUCUCGUCCUGUAUCUUCAAGACUACUGUAACUGGAAAUGUGUGCUUUAUUCAGCCAUCGACAUUCCACGUGUGUGUGGUGGAUUUCGGAAAUGCUCGGACGAUUCGUCAGGAUAAGCCGCCAAAAUAUGCACUUGUCCAGACUCAAAACUACAGAGCACCUGAAAUCUUCUUGGGACUUCCGUUUUCAGUGAAAUCGGAUAUCUGGUCGUUUGGUUGUAUUCUUAGUGAGCUCUACACUGGCGACCUGCUCUUUUACGGAAAUUCGAAAAGUGACACGGAAGAGCUUCAAUUCGAAUUAAUGCAGAUGAUUGUUCAACAACCUCUGUCGUGUGCCAUGAAGCCGAAGAAAUCAAAAACACAAAAAUUCGGAUUAAAAACGGCAAUGUGUACAUGAAGCGGAAAUCGAAAUCAUCGUUUGAGCCGCCAAAGCCGCUUCAUAAGCAACGCCGUCCAAAGGAUUUAGAAGCGAUUCCACUAUUCGAACUUCUUGAAUAUAUUCUCAUCGUCGACCCGUCAAGGCGCCCAUCGUUACGUGAUAUUUCUUCGAGAACAUUUUUCAAAUAAUU